Molecule: messenger RNA, 617 nt
Organism: Aspergillus candidus
Lineage: Eukaryota; Fungi; Ascomycota; Eurotiomycetes; Eurotiales; Aspergillaceae
Exons: 1
Coding region: 134-337 (67 amino acids)
Source: RefSeq, a predicted model, not a curated record
UUUUAGGGUUACAUGACCGAGUCACGUUGGCCACGUUGUCGGGCAGGCAAGCCAGUCAGCCACGCCGUCGCCAAGGAGUCUCCUGUCGGACUCCUUCCUCGGUGGGAUUGAGAAGCCAGCCAAGACAGAAGGGAUGGAUGGGAGUGUCGCGCAACACCACGCCAAGAAGAAUGUCUACGACAUGUAUGACGAGCAUUAUGCGAACCACACCUCUACGCUGACCAGUACCAUCCUCUGCGUUCCAAUCCUCACGAUGGCUGUGCUGAUUGCAAGCGGUGACUUGGUAUUUGGGGGGAUGGUUUCCUCCACUGUGAUUAGCUGGCGCUUUUUGAUGUGAUGACGACUGUCUGGAAUGGAAGAAUACGGGAGAGGGAAGAUGUCCUUCUCCUCGGACCUCCACUUCUGGGACGUAAGGUUUUCUGGGAGAAUUCCUGGGGAUAAACCAUCUCCACCCCUAGCUGGCAAUUAUGUGGAUGUUUAAUCCAGAAAGAGAUAGUCGGAUCAUCCGCUUCUGGACGUCAAUCGGAGAAAUCCGUUGACCGGGGUCAGAAAGGACGGUGGACGACUUCAUCGCCACUUUGAUUUUGAUAGACAAGCAAUCACAUGCUCUGGCUGCC